AUGAGAGGUCAGGACUCUAGGAGAUCAGGAGGUACCCAGGGCCAUGAGGAUUCAGGCCACUCACAUAAGAGGAGCCGCACUGAAAGGCUAGUAAUGAGCCAAAUGGAAGCAAUGAAGAGGUUCAUGGUGAUGCAGCCUCCAUCUUUUAAUGGAGAGCCCAGUACUGAAGCAGCUGAGCAUUGGUUGAGGAGAAUGAGAAGAAUUCUGGUGGGACUGGACAUACCUGAGGAAAGAAGGGUAGGUCUGGCAACAUAUAUGCUUGUUGAUAAAGCUGAUUUCUGGUGGGAAUCAAUGAAAAGGGUGUAUGACACUGAGGUUAUGACCUGGGAGGAAUUUGAGAGAAUCUUCCUAGGCAAGUAUUUUGGGGAUGUGGCUAAGCAUGCCAAGAGGAUGGAGUUUGAGCACCUCAUCCAAGGAACCAUGUCGAUGCUAGAGUAUGAGUCACGUUUCUCAAAGUUGUCUCAUUUUGCUUUGGGGUUGAUCAGUGAGGAAGGAGAAAAGGCUAGGAGGUUCUAG
Molecule: messenger RNA, 516 nt
Organism: Vitis vinifera (wine grape)
Lineage: Eukaryota; Viridiplantae; Streptophyta; Magnoliopsida; Vitales; Vitaceae
Exons: 1
Coding region: 1-516 (171 amino acids)
Source: RefSeq, a predicted model, not a curated record